AUGAGCACAAAGGAAUAUAUUCGAUACUUCCUAUUGCGCAUCAUCGAUAAAUUAAUAAAAGUGAUUGAAACGGAACUGAAUGCUAUCGGUGCUUAUAAAAUUAGUAUGCCGAUACUGGGUGCGAAAGAAAUGUGGCAAAAAGCUGGUCGAUGGAGCGCUUUCGAAUCGGAAAUGUUUCAUUUGAGUGACAAAACGAAUCAGAUUUAUUGUCUUCAGCCAACUCAUGAAGAAAUGGUAACAAAGUUGGUUGCCGAACAAGGUGAAUUAAGACAAGCUGUUUAUCCGUUAAUGCUUUAUCAAAUGGGGCCAAAAUUUCGUGAUGAGACAGUUGUUGGACAUGGAUUUCUUCGCAGUAGAGAAUUUUUGAUGAACGAUUUAUAUUCUUUUGAUCUGACGGAGCAAAAUGCUUCAGAUACUUACAGUCUCGUUAGUAAAACGUAUCAACGAAUAUUUCAUGAUCGCCUCGGCAUUAAUUUUUAUAUUGUUCGAGCCGAUGCUGGAAACAUCGGUGGUGACAUGUCACACGAAUAUCAUUUACCGUGUAAGACAGGCCGCGAUAGUAUUGCUUACUGUUCAAAAUGUAAUUUAGGUAUGAAUCAUGAUCUCUUGAAACGUGGUGAAAAGCCUUGUUGUUGUAGCAAGGAAUAUAUUUCGAUUGUUGAAACGAUUGAAAUAGCUCAUACAUUUCAGUUGGGGGAUUUGUUCACUAAAAAAUUUGGGGCCAAACAUGAUAAUCAACCACUGAUAAUGAACUGUUUCGGAAUCGGCAUUGGUCGUUUGAUAGCAGCUAUAAUUGACUCAAUGUCACCCAGUACAAAAGCUCUUCGUUUGCCGUAUGCAUUGGUCCCUUUUAAAGUGGCCGUUAUUCUGCCAAACAAAACUCAGUCCGAAACGAUGGAAUUUGCUGAAAAUAUUAUCGGCCAUCUCAGUCAAAUAUCAUCUGUACAAAAUGAUAUUUUUGUUGAUGAUCGACUAGAUAAUUCAAUUGGAAGGCGACUGCUUACGGCUGCAAAUCUAGGAAUUCCUCACAUAUUCGUAGUUGGAAAUCGGACUGCUCGGACGUUGAAUAACAAUCCAGUCGUGGAGUAUUAUAGAACAGAAGCUUAUAGUGAUGAACCGAUCAGUGUUGGGGAUCUUGAAUAUGAUGAAAUAUCAAGAUUUAUUGCAAAGCUAUAA
Brugia malayi is the source of this 1176-nucleotide messenger RNA. RefSeq lists its product as uncharacterized. The record is from RefSeq and is a predicted model, not a curated record. Lineage: Eukaryota; Metazoa; Nematoda; Chromadorea; Rhabditida; Onchocercidae. Gene Ontology annotation, molecular function: proline-tRNA ligase activity; ATP binding. Bases 1 to 1176 code for a protein of 391 amino acids. Gene Ontology annotation, cellular component: cytoplasm; mitochondrion. The transcript has 7 exons. Gene Ontology annotation, biological process: prolyl-tRNA aminoacylation.